This is a messenger RNA of Drosophila erecta, 1146 nucleotides long. RefSeq names its product NIF3-like protein 1. Bases 129 to 998 code for a protein of 289 amino acids. The transcript has a single exon. Lineage: Eukaryota; Metazoa; Arthropoda; Insecta; Diptera; Drosophilidae. The record is from RefSeq and is a predicted model, not a curated record. Gene Ontology annotation, cellular component: cytoplasm; mitochondrion.
UAAUAGAACCAGCAGCUGUACAACUACUAAAAAUAAGUUGGCAGCACUAAAUGGCCAAUAAUAUAAAUAGUUCCACAAAAUCUUAAGCAGAGGAAUAUAUUGCCAUCAAGGAUCAAGGACAUCAAGGGAUGCUGAGAAGGAUGAACACCAUUAGUGGUCAAGGUCUGGCCGCUGUGGUCAAGGAGCUGGAGAACUAUGCUCCGACUUCAUGGGCGGAGAAGUGGGACAACGUGGGACUCCUGAUUGAACCACACCGCGAAAAGCAAAUCAAGAAAAUACUAUUAACUAACGAUUUAACCGAGCCCGUAGUGAACGAAGCGCUGGAGAAGGAGGCACAGCUCAUAAUCAGCUAUCAUCCACCCAUUUUCAAGCCCCUGACAAGGAUUACGCAGUCACAUUGGAAGGAGCGCGUGGUGGCCGCAUGCUUGGCCAACGAUAUAGCCUUGUACUCACCCCAUACGGCUUGGGAUAAGAAGAGUGGUGGGGUCAACGACUGGCUGUCUAAGGCAGUGAAUGUCCUAAACAUUCGCCCUCUGGAACCGGAGUUGGGUGCUCCUCCGGGUACGGGAUCCGGUAGAUAUGUUGAAACAAAAAUGGAGCUUUUCCAGGUGGUGCAAUCUUUGCAAAAGCAUAUUGAGAACAGCGUGCACGUUGCUUUAGCUGUGGGCCACAAUCCCAAGACAGUCAUCCAAUCCGUCGGCAUUUGUGCCGGUUCUGGAGCAUCUCUACUGAAGGGUAUCCAAGCGGAUCUAAUCAUCACCGGCGAAAUGUCCCAUCACGAAGUUCUGGAUUUUACUCACAACAAAACAACCGUCCUACUCUGCAAUCACAGUAAUUCGGAAAGAGGUUUUCUCUAUGAGUUUUGCCAAGUAUUGGCUAAUUCCCUUAAUGGACAAUGCCUGGUAUAUGUAUCUGCAGUGGAUAAGGAUCCUUUGGUCACCGUGGCUAGCGAUGUAAACAAAGACCUGAGUGAAUUUGUUGACGUCUACAAACAUUAAGCAAUGGAUAUCAAAAGAACUGCAAAGUUGUAAAAUGUAAAGUUCAACUUUAUACCUUUGAUCUUAAAAGCAUUUUUGUUUGUUUAACAAUGCAUUUUCUGGCAUCCACAAAAGAUUACAAAUAAACUAAAGGAUUUAACUUUCUUAA